AACCAGUAUAAACUCACAUGCGCAGAGGGACUGGCCACAAACUAAAGGAAUUUUAGACACAGUGGUUUUCGAACCGGUUUGCUGAAUUCGAAUUAACUAGGAAUUGUGACUUCUGGGAAGAGCACAGAGCUUCUGUCUCCAAACCCGGCACCAUGGCUGACCUGACAGUGGAGGAUAUCAACCUGCGAGCCAAUCAGCUGACAGAUGAGUCCCUGGAAAGCACCAGGAGGAUGCUGCAGAUGGCAGAGGAGAGCAAAGAGACCGGAGUGAAAACCCUCACCAUGCUGGACGAGCAGGGAGAGCAACUUAACCGUGUGGAGGAUGGAAUGGAGCAGAUCAACGAGGACAUGAAGCAUGCUGAGAAGAACCUGACGAACCUGACCAAGUGCUGUGGGCUCUGUGUGUGUCCCUGCGACAGAGCGAGGAACUUCGAGGUGAGCGACCACUACAAGAAGGCCUGGAGCACCAGCACAGAGAGCUCUGCCAAAGUGGUGUCCAACCAGCCCUCCAGCACCACCCAUAAUGGACAGCAGACCUCCUCAGGAGGACCAGGUGGACCCUAUAUCAAGAGGAUAACGAACGACGCCCGGGAGGAUGAGAUGGAGGACAACCUGGACCAGGUGGGCAGCCUCAUCGGGAACCUGAAGAACAUGGCAUUGGACAUGGGCACCGAGAUCGAGAAGCAGAACAACCAGAUCGACCGCAUCACUGUGAAGGCUGAAACAAACAAAGUGCGUAUUGAUGAGGCCAACCAGAGAGCAAAUAAACUCAUCAAGUAGCUUCUGUGAUGCGAGGGGGGGGGGGGAAGCAACCUUUGACCACCUGGACCUCGACCGUUCUCCGCUUCAACUUCUUCAGUCUGGACUCUUCCUAUAGGAUAUCUAUCCCCUCCUCUCCUCCUUUACAAAAUCAAGCCAGUGUGCUCAUUGCAGCGAAGGAAUGCAUGAAGCUGGCACUAGGAAUAGAAGGGCAGUCUGGGACUGCCUUCCAGUCUGAACAAGAAUUUACGAGUCACACAGCAGCGCAGCGCUUCAGAAACGGGUUUGUGUUUCAGAAAUACAAUUUUCAGUGGCAAUGCUUUAGAUGGUAGAAUCGGUGUGCAGUGAAAGUGCUGUUCCAUCUUUUCUUUCUUUUUUACAACAAGGGUUUGUAAUUCUAGGGAUGUGCAACCUGAGGACUGUGGCCUCUACACAAGCCCAUCUUGCAAUACUUGAUUAGGUAAUGCAGAGGUGGAUGAAUCUAGUCAGAACUGCUAAUAACUAACACUUAGAUGGUUAAACAUGUUUUGGCCACAAAAAAUAUUCAAAAACAAACAAGAAAACACUUUUUUUUUUAAAUCCAAAAUAACACAUUUUUAUUACAGCAAUUUCAACUCCAUGCAGCCAUAGUGUAGCUCUGGUUGCCCACCCCUGAUUAUCAUCCAGUAGUGUAUUUAACUGUCUGGGAUACUCGGACUUGCUGUUCAGGGCUUCUGUUUUAGUACAUGUUAAUAAACUCGUUCAAAUGGAUGUAGCUCAUUUGGUCUAUUCAGUGCAGUUGUUUUUUUAAAAUAUCCAUCCCUUCUUGAUGCCUUGCAAGAAGGGAUGGAUAUACGCUGCUUGCUCUAUUAGACCUUGUUCCCUUCACAUUAGCUUUUAGGUGUCCCAACAUUUCCCUGCCAUCAGUGUGUUGAAACAGUGCAGCCUUCCCGCUCUGGUCAUUUACAUGUUGGGAUUGAGAGAGGCGCCCGGUUUGUAAAGGAAUACAAUCGGAAAAGCAACACGUCACAGCGAUGUUGCACAGUAACCCAUUGUAUACAGAUUCACCAAUCACUGGUCUCCAUGUGUCCUUCAGCCCAGUGUCAAAUCCCCUGUACCCCUAGAAGACAGUUGGGCUGCUAUUGUACUAUAAAGGGAACCCUGAACAUUUGCAGUAUAUAGAUUUAAAUUAAAACAGUUGUCCCUUUUUUAUUUUGGUUUGUUUCCCAACUUAAACAAUGGCUUGCUUUUGUUCUGCGUUCUUGCCCAUGUGUUGGGGAUUCACACAAUAGUAAUACAUGUAACACAGCCCCCCUCCACAGCUUGGUUUAAUGGUGCAACAAUUUCAUGUUUUAUUCUCCAGAUGUGUGGGAUGGUUAGGGUUAACUAGCUGGGGUUAUAUGGCUAUUUCCUGCACAUAACGUUUCUGUAACUUUACACGCUCAUUAAAAUCGAGUUUGUCCAGUAAAAACUUCUCGGCUUUACGGGCUGGAGCCUGAGUCUGUCCAGUGUAUUGCAGUUUUUCAGUGUAUCAUUUACAAUACAGUAAGUAAGCAAUCAAUACAGUAAGUUGUACAUUUUCUAGUGGCAAUUUGAGAUCGUCACACUUAUUACAGUUAUCACAUUUUAAAUUGUGCAGUCAUAUUUCUGUAUAAAAAAGUGCAUGCAUUUAAGAACAUAAUGUCUUGUACCUGCACAUCAUUCAGUUGUGUUUGCAGUAGCUUGAGAUUUUACCAGGAUCAUAGUACUGAAUUUGUUGGUAACCAUGAUGUCAAUAAUUUAAAGAAUGCCUCAACCCUCCCACAUUUAUGGAAGUCGGUUUUACAGCAUUUAAAAGUAAUGUUCAUUGUGUAGAAUAGGAAUAGGGUACCUUUUUGUUUGAACCGUUUAAGUCUCGUCUAAAAGUGUAUUGCAUUCGGUGCAGCCCAGAGAAUAACAUCCGCUGGAACAUUAAAAGCACGGAAGGUUUUUGAGAAGCUAAUAGACCUUUGGGAUCUGCACAGAGUAACCUCUCCUAUUGCAGUUUGUAUGACCUAAGUUUUAUUUAAUGAUUUUUUUCUUGUUUUAAAAACAACCGUUCUAGCUUUAACGAUUUUAAAAAGUAGCUGUUCAGAUCGCUCCCAUAUCCCUACAUGAUUUCAAUGCAUUUGAAUGAUGACUCCUGACAAGGUGACUUCAGACUGUUUGUUUUUUGGCAGCAUGAUUUCUAUUUAUGCAAUCGGGGAUUAAAAAACCUGUAUAGAGAUGAAACUUGUCGGGAAGCAGCAGUAAAUCAUGGGACAGAUGAGUGGGUGGUUAGCACCUUGGCACUGAGUACCAUGUUUUACAAGGCAGAUUAACCCGGCUGCUUUUAAACAAACUUGGUGUUCCUGUGGGUUGCUGCAUUGCACGAUGGGCAGUGAUGUCAUCGCAGAACCCUACCAGUUCAGGGAACAAGGUGUUCACAUUGGGUAAAGACGUGCUUGAAUGCUGCUUGCUACGAUUCUAGCCAGGUGUCGGCCUCUUCCCCGUGUUCUUCUCUCCAUACCUUCAAUUGCUCUGCUGGGCUUACUGAUCCCUGGCAUAUCUCUGAACCUGUCAAGUGACUUUUGAACCAUUCUGUUUAUAUAAUGAAAUCAGGACCUGCAAAAAUGUACCACUUCAGUUUCUACACAAGAAAUGUUGCUGCUGAAAUUUAAUGUAGGAAAGAAAUUUAGUUGCUGCUUUUUCUUUCUUUUGCUUUUGCAAUUAGUCUAAGAAAAAAGCAAAUAUUCAUUUAGCAAUUGUGAAAUUCACUGCUUUGUUGUUUGUUUGUGGAAUAUUAUAUCUGCAUAAAGUGUUACGCGAUUCAAGAAAAGUGCCUUUUUCACAGUAACGUAUAGAAACAAUUACUGUUAAUUGAUACCUUCAUUCUGAGGCUUUUACUCUAUACAGGUAUGUCUAUUGUUUUAAUAAAGUUUAAUUCGGA
Molecule: messenger RNA, 3684 nt
Organism: Polyodon spathula (Mississippi paddlefish)
Lineage: Eukaryota; Metazoa; Chordata; Actinopteri; Acipenseriformes; Polyodontidae
Product: synaptosomal-associated protein 23-like
Exons: 8
Coding region: 153-779 (208 amino acids)
Biological process (GO): synaptic vesicle fusion to presynaptic active zone membrane; synaptic vesicle priming; exocytosis
Cellular component (GO): SNARE complex; plasma membrane
Molecular function (GO): syntaxin binding; SNAP receptor activity
Source: RefSeq, a predicted model, not a curated record